Arabidopsis thaliana (thale cress) is the source of this 865-nucleotide messenger RNA. Its product is annotated as Rix1 complex component. The transcript is spliced from 5 exons. Lineage: Eukaryota; Viridiplantae; Streptophyta; Magnoliopsida; Brassicales; Brassicaceae. The coding region runs from base 1 to 786 and encodes 261 amino acids. The record is from RefSeq and is marked reviewed.
AUGAUCAGUGUUUUUGCAUCCUUUAUUAAGCCUAGCUCUCUCUGCUUAUGGUUGAAAGUUGAAACUGCUGCAGCAAUGAUACUUGCUGAGCAAAAUGUGGCAGCUGAAAAGAGUGGCUUAGCUACAAGUAAGAAAGGCUUGACCUUGAAGGAUCUUCUGCCACAAACUUCACAUUGCAAUGCCAAACUUCGCAAAGAUGCAUUAAAUGGUCUCAAAGACCUUUUGAAGAACCAUCCAGCAGAGCUGCAGUCACAUAAAUAUGCUAUCAUUCAGAAACUUAGGGAACGAAUUAUGGAUGAUGAUAGUCUAGUGAGAGAUGCUCUUUAUCAACUAUUUGAAAGUGUGAUCCUUCCUGCUUGUAAAAAUGAUAACCAGAGCCCUAUGGUGUCACUUUUAAUGCCAUACAUAUCUUGCGCUAUGGCUCAUUCAUCGGUUGAGUGUUACAUUUCCCAACUUUUGCCUCUAAUGUUUCUUGCCACGACGUUCCCUGAUAUUUCCAUGUGCUACUUGUUGCAGAUUCUUGAAAACUACAAGGAUAACAAACACAAAUUGACGUAUUUUCUUCUAAUCUUUACAAGAAACAGAAACUUUUUGUUUCCAUCCAUUUACAGAUUUUGUUUUUUUCUCCUAAACCUACGAGCUCACACCAUGGCCAAGGGAUUUCUAGAUACUGGCCAGUCACCAUCGCAUAACCUCGGCCAAGGGAGUACACAUACUACUUUAGACCAAAACGUAAAACUUGUCAAGAUCAUUACAGAAUCCAAAACCAGUAGUGUAUCUCAAUAAUAACAUAUGUAUAGUUGAUUUCAAAAUACAUGGUACAAGGAACAAGAAACACAAAGAAGAAGAAAACCAGAGUAUUAAG